ACAGGUCCUUGUUACGGAUAUUCACGACAUGAUUCACGCACUCCUCCUCCUGUUUCUCCGUUUUACGGUAGGAGUUUACGCACCGGCACUGAACAACGCUAAGGAAUUAACGCAAUGACAAGAACGAACCCCAGGAACUAUCCAAGUCAAUCAUAAAACCUACUACAAUCAGCAAUUCAAGAUGGUUUUAGAAUCUAUUUCAAAGAUAAUAAAAGUCCAGCUUCCAGCGUACCUAAAGAGGCUUCCGCUUCCGGAGAGCAUCACCGGUUUUGCAAGGUUAACAGUGUCUGAGUGGCUGCGGUUGCUGCCUCUCCUGGGUAUCCGCUUGCUUGGUUAUCUGACCAUUCGUCCAUUCCUGCCCAAGAAGAAGAAACAGAGAGACAGCCUGAUCAACCUGAAGAUCCAGAAGGAGAACCCCAAAGUGGUCAACGAGAUAGACAUUGAAGACCUGAACAGUGCAAAUGUGUGCUACUGUCGCUGCUGGCGCUCCAAAACUUUUCCUGUUUGUGAUAAGUCACACUUAAAGCACAACGAGCUAACUGGAGACAACGUGGGACCGCUCAUUCUCAAAAAGAAGAUACUGUAAUUGACAUCUGAUGGGAGUUUCCUUACACCUCUCCAGUCUGUUGUUUUUUUUCCUUUUCUUAACAGUUUGUACAACUUUUUUUUCUUUCCAAGAAUCUUGAUGUUGCCUUAGUGUCAUGCUGUUGUUGGUCAGAACAAUGACCAUGACCAGAAAUUGACUUUGUAUGAAGUACUCCCAGAACACCCCAAAACAAAAGUUUCUAGUCUGAUUGUUGCUAAUUUUUGUAACAGAACAGCCUUUUUAAAUGACGUAAAUUCUAUUAAAGUCAUGUUUUCAAACAACUGGGACCACUUUGAGGGAGGACACUUGGAACAUAACAGCAGUGUCCAAUAAUGUUGAAUCAAAACCCGCAUUUUCCCACUUAAAAGUUGUUUAAAUGAAAAGAAAACUAGUACUAAUCAUAUCUUUGUACUGUAUACAGUUGUGCUCAUAAGUUUACAUACCCUGACAGAAAAUGAUGGUUUCUUGGGUAGUUUCUGUGUCAUUGGUAUAAAAAGAGUAAGCACAGUUGUUUGACAAUAAAUGGCUUCACCCAACCACUAACCAUGAGUUAAAAAAGAAAAGGUUUUCUGUUGAAGUUUUUCUCUCUGAAAAAUGGCCCAAAAAAAUCACAAAUUCUGUCAGGGUAUGUAAACGUAUGAGCACAACUGCAUCUCCAUUUCUGGUACUAUUAAUAGACAGCCUGUUUUAGUGUUUUUCUUUCUCCCGUUUCAGAUUGUCUGUGUGCCAUAUUGUUAACAUGCUGUUCACACUGUUAGGAUAUGAAGCAUUCUCCUAUAAGUUAUUUUAAAUGUAUUGAGGUUACUUAUUCUUCUUCAGUUGUAUUUUGUUCAUUGCCUUUAACGUUAAAGCAUUUCAAACCACUGCACUACUGAGGAAUAUCCAGUUAUACAGUUUAAACCUCAUUACCAUGUUAAUGAGGACAUAUCUUCUGCUGCAAGAAACUGGCUCUAUAUCAUUUCUUGUAGUCUCUGUUAUGUCAUAAUGGUUGUAUAUAUAUUUGACUUCUGCUGGAGGCUUCCUUUUUUUCAUCAGAAACAUUUUAUACAUAAAUGGUCUUAUGUCAUAAA
Messenger RNA from Notolabrus celidotus (New Zealand spotty), 1656 nucleotides. It is a transcript of the gene cisd2, whose product is annotated as CDGSH iron sulfur domain 2. Gene Ontology annotation, molecular function: 2 iron, 2 sulfur cluster binding. Gene Ontology annotation, cellular component: intracellular membrane-bounded organelle; mitochondrial outer membrane. The record is from RefSeq and is a predicted model, not a curated record. Gene Ontology annotation, biological process: autophagy of mitochondrion; regulation of autophagy. NCBI's taxonomy places the organism in Eukaryota, Metazoa, Chordata, Actinopteri, Labriformes, Labridae.